Messenger RNA from Zingiber officinale, 525 nucleotides. RefSeq lists its product as uncharacterized. The record is from RefSeq and is a predicted model, not a curated record. The transcript is spliced from 2 exons. Bases 1 to 525 code for a protein of 174 amino acids. Lineage: Eukaryota; Viridiplantae; Streptophyta; Magnoliopsida; Zingiberales; Zingiberaceae.
AUGCCGAAGUUUGCAAAAUUUUUAAAGGGAAUUUUAUCUAACAGAAGGCAGAAGGACGACUUCGAGACUGUAGCAUUAAUAGAGAAUUACAGCGCUCUCCUUAUGGUAAAUUCUCCACCAAAGCUUCAGGACCCAGGAAGCUUCUACAUAUCAUGUAAAAUUUGUUCUGAACUCAUACCGAGAGCUUUCUGUGACUUGGGGGCUAGCGUUAGCCUACUUCCAUACUCUUUAUACAAGAAGUUGUGCCUCCAGAACAUUAAAGUGACCACUAUGAUAUUGCAAUUAGCUGACCAUUCAUGCAGAUACCCAAUGGGAAUAGUGGAAGAUGUGCCAGUUGAAGUGGGUGGAUGUAUAGUUCCCACAGAUUUCAUUAUCUUAGAUAUGGAGGAAGACCCUAAGAUACUGAUUAUCCUUGGAAGACCAUUCCUUUCCACAGCUGGAGCCAUCAUCGAUGAUGUGCAUAGCCUCCACGAGCUGGCCAUGAGCGUUUUCAUGGGCGUGGCGGCGAUGGAGGAGCCGAAAUGA